Molecule: messenger RNA, 410 nt
Organism: Hibiscus syriacus
Lineage: Eukaryota; Viridiplantae; Streptophyta; Magnoliopsida; Malvales; Malvaceae
Exons: 3
Cellular component (GO): mitochondrion
Source: RefSeq, a predicted model, not a curated record
ACUUUGGGCUAUCUUGUUUUAGAUUAUGUAUUCGGUAACCACAAGUUUGGCGGAAAUGCUCAAUCCAUUACCAAGAAUAAGUGGAUCCACCACACAUCAUUUCUAUGGGAUUUUGAUGUCCGAAACAUGGCUUACCUAGAGCUUCCUAAACGAGCUCCUGUGUAUCGAUCGGCAAGGGGGCAUUUAGACUUCAUAUGCCGACUGAAGGAUUACAUGCCGAGAUCUACUUUCAUUGAUAAAACUGUUGAGGCAGCUGCAACCCAGUUUUCGUUGAGAUCUUUUGAGCCGGAAGCGACAGAAAGUUGCUUGGAAACAGAAUUCCAUCCCUCAACCAGGUUCCUGACAAACGACGAACUGGAAGCAGCAGCUGUUGCGGGGCAAUAACUUUGGCUCCCUUGAGGGUUCAGUUU